Molecule: messenger RNA, 3118 nt
Organism: Clupea harengus (Atlantic herring)
Lineage: Eukaryota; Metazoa; Chordata; Actinopteri; Clupeiformes; Clupeidae
Gene: fuz
Product: fuzzy planar cell polarity protein
Biological process (GO): vesicle-mediated transport; non-motile cilium assembly
Source: RefSeq, a predicted model, not a curated record
ACUUCCGAAAGGAUUGUCUUCAAAACAUCAAAAUUGAAGUUCUACAGAAAACUCGUUUCUCUGUACAUGAAGAUCCUACAAUAAGAGUGCAUUUUAUUUGAGACUAAUGAACAUGAACAAAAAAUAUCCAAAAUAUCCUACAACUUGAUAUAAAGUAUAUCUGUUUUGGCUUUUUUUUAACCUUUGUACCAAAGGUUCUAAAACGCGCUCUAUAAUUUCGGCUUUGUACGACAGUAGGUACUUUUAUCUUGACACCAACAAAACCAGAAAGGCUAAAUCAUGUGACUUGUUGCUGUGGAUACGCCGAUAGAAGUAUCUAACCCACUUUUCAAACAAAUUAUGUCAGUUUCCUCUUUUCCAGUUUGUGGAGGGUAAGCUGCUGAUCAGUAUCUGUACAUCCUCCACCACAUGGAAGAGUACCGUAGGACAGCUGUUGUCUGAAGGACCAUGUUGCAGGCAGAGGGAGUUCAGCUGCUGUGCUUGACAGCCUCCAGUGGGGUGCCGCUCUUCUCCCGCGGUUCGACCAAACAGCUCCCCUUCUCCGUCAUUGGAUCGCUGAACGGGGUGCACAUGUUUGGUGGUGGACAGGGUGCGUUGCUUUCAUGCUGUGAGACGGACCGCGGCGCCCGAGUAGUUUGGAGAGUGUUUCGAGACAGCGUGAUGCUCAUUGCGGUCAGUAGCGGCGGAGACAGCACCGUCACAGAACUCCAGUUGUGCCGCCUACUGGAGAACACUUGGAACUGUAUGGUGUUGGUGCUAGGCCAAGAGGAACUGUCCAAUGUUCGCAAUGUGGAGCGUCUGAAAAGGGACUUGCGUUCAUGCUAUCGCCUCAUUGACCAACUGCUGGACCCAGGAGAUGAUGAAAGUGUCAUGGGGUACCUGACUAACUGUGCUGACUGCCUGCUGCCCCCAAACCCCAGCCUGCUUCAGGAGGCUCUUGAUGCCUUCACCCAAGCCGCAGACAGUGAGUUCGGCUGCCUGCUGAUUCGUGGUCGUGUUGCUGUGGCCACUGAGAAGUGGUGGCGCCUUGUCUCUCAGGAGGUGGUGCUCUUGUCACUUCUGGUACGCUGCAUGUCGGGCACCACCUCGUGCGACUACCCAGUGUUCCUCCCGGUGGGCAGCCCCACAGUGGCUCACCGGCUUCUUCGCUUCCAGCUUCUUCAGGGGGUGGACGUCUGCACCCUGUGCGGUCCGGCGCCCUCGCUUCACCACGCCAAGACCGAGCUUGUGGGCCGCUUCUGGUCUCCCCUGAUGGAGACGCUACAUGGUCUCCUGGCGCAAACACAGCACACUCCUGUCCCGUCCAUCGCUCUGCAUCCAGACAUCCUGGCCCUGCUGCUGAUCAACCGUGAAACCAGCCGCUCUUUGUCUGUCCCUGGCCGUCCCCCCGCUGUCACCCCCCAGGACGGCGUCCCCCCUCUGCCCUCCUCUUCACGGCGAUGGGAGCUGCUCCGUCUCUUCUACACGUUUGCCAUCACACGCUACUUCACCUCCGGGGAGGCGGCCGCACCGCCCGCAGAACCUCUGCAGGAAGACUUCUCCCAGGGCUUCUGCCACACGCCCCUGCACUGCUACCUGGUGACCGAGGAGUGCAAGUGCUAUGGGCUGCAGACGCCCCAGCAUCAGCUCUUCCUGCUGGCUGCGCUCACCAUGCCCACCUUCGCCCUACGUUCCAUCGCCACGCAGACUCUCACCUCAAUAACAGCAGCCACAGGCUUCUGAGGAACUCGUUAUGGUCUGGAAGGACCUUCUUUUUUUUUUUUUUUUGUGCCGUUGGAUGUGACUGAGCGUUACCAUGUGUUGUUUAGUGUCCGUGACACAUGUGUGCUGUGGGCCCUGCACUGCCCCCACACUCAUGAUUUUGGUAAUAAGAUGUAGCAUUAUCUGUUCAGCUGUACACUGCAGGGCCAAGCUGCAGUCUCAAGACAGAAUCAAAAUGGAGGAAGUAAGGCACCAUGAGAUAUUAUCACUAAUAUUGAUUUAGAACACUGGGCAAGUAACAGGCCUAAAAUGUCAAGGCUUUGCUGCUAUCGUCAUGUUUUAAAUCAUGAUCUUUUGUGACUUACAGUUUAAAGUAGUCAUCUUUUAUUUAAAUUUUUUUAGAUUUAUUUAUGGGCUUUUUAGCCUUUAUUUGCAUAGGACAGUGUAGUAUUUUGGACAGGAAGUGAGGAGGUGGGGAGAGGAUCGGGAAACGACAGCAGGCCGAAUUCGAACCCGUGUCCCCUCGGGCAUUGUAGCCCGUAAAUGGGGGGCUUAUUGGCUCGCGCCACAGUGCCCCCCAUCAAAUUUAGUUUUUAGCAUUAAAAUCAGGACUUUCCCAGGGACAUUUAAGAAGUUUUCUUUCAAUCAAACAUGCUACUGUAUCUGUCACUAGAACUGAAGACAUAGCGGCGUGCACGCUGGUGGUCUAUGGUGCAGGGCGCCUCUGCUUUAACGGAGUCAUUUCAAUGGAUGGCUGUUAAUCCAGGUCCGUAAUACACCUUGCACACCUAUGUUUAAGUAACCUGAGACUGAGUCUAAACAGAUUCAGCCUAACAGGUGGAUACCUCUGCUGAGUGACGGGGAAAGAAGCUGUGUGUCUUCUGUCUGUCAGUGCUCUUGGGAACACAAACUUCACUCGACAGAAAUAAUAUAAAGUGCACAGCUAGUAAUGCCAGCUGAUGCCCUUGGUCAGAGGCCCUUCAUUUGCGACGGAAUGGAAGGAAUACUUUAUUACAGGUAAAUAGAUGAAACUUUCAAGUACAUGGAAGCAUUUGCAUAUUUUAUUUACAUUUUACUUGUUUUUUUCCCCCCUAUUUUCCUCUAGAAACUGUAAUUUGCAAAGACACUGUUGGUACUUCAUGAAAUUACUGUAACAAGCCAUGUUUUGUAGUAGACUACCUGCUGCACUUUCAAUACCGAAAGUAUCUACAGUUAAUUUGCUCUUGAGCGCUCCAAAUGCCUUAAUAAUCACUAACAGCAGUAUGAGUUAUUGUUGAUGGUGUUUUUAUGGUUACCUCAAAGAAGGUAAUAAUUCAGUUCAUAAAUAAAAACAGACAGUACACCCCAUGGGUUUGUUUUGUGCAAACUGUAAUGGGACAAUUGUAUCCAAUAAACACUAAUAUUGAAACCCGUGGAA